CUUUUUUUUUUUGGCUGAUUUACUUUCUGUGUUUUUUUCUUAUCGAAGAAUCUCAUUUCAAGCUUCUUUUUUUCUGGAGUUUUAGUAAAGAUUCCAUUUUUUAUUUUAUUUUUUGCAGAAAUUAUCAACCAAAAUUGGAGAAUUCACCAUUUUUCUCCUUUGUUUUGUUGAUUUUCUUUCUGGGUUUCUCUUUUUUUCAGUUCUUGAAAACUGAGAAGUUGCAUUUCAAGUUUCUUUUUUCUGGGUUUUCAUAUAAAGACUCCUUUUUUCUUUUUUGCAGAUUUUUUCGACCAAAAUUGGGUUUCAUCCCUUUUUUUAGUUUGAUUUUCUUUCUGGGUUUUCUCUUAGUUUCAGUUACAAGUCUCAUUUUAAGUGUUUUUAAGUUUAUUCCUUGUUCUGGGUUUCAGAUAAAGACUCAAAUUUUUUUUGCCCCAAAAUUGGGUUUCAGUAUUUUUCUCUCCUUUUUUGCUGAUACCCUUUUUGGGUUUUUCUUCUUUUCAGUUGUGGAAUCCUUUAUAAGUCGCACUUCAAGUGUUUUGUUUGGAUCCUUGUUGAUUUUUCGUUCUGGGUUUCAAAUAAAGAUUCCAUUUUUACCCAGAAUUUAUUCGAAUUUAAAAGUAUGGUGGUUCUAGUUUCACGUUCUGGAAGGCAUUUACAGAGAUACAACAAGGGUCGUCGCCAAGUCGUUGGAUGUAUCCCUUACAGAUAUAAGGAUAAUUUUGACCUAUCCAUGGGGGACGAAGAUGCAUUUGAAGUUCUUCUCAUAAGUCCUCAGAGAAAAGGAAAAGGACUGUUGUUCCCUAAGGGAGGUUGGGAAAAGGAUGAAACAAUUGAAGUUGCAGCAAGGCGUGAGACGAUUGAGGAAGCUGGUGUUUGCGGUGAUAUUGAGGGCAAACUAGGAACAUGGUACUUCGAGAAUAAAAAUGGUGACACUGCCUAUGAAGGACACAUGUUUCCUUUAUUUGUGAAAGAGGAACUAGAUUUGUGGCCUGAGAAGGACAUCCGCGAAAGAUUUUGGAUGAGCGUUCAAGAAGCAAGAAAGCUCUGCCAGCAGGGGUGGAUGAAAGAAGCAUUGGAGAUGUUAGUUAGUCGGCUCACGUCCCAAUGUAGGCGGACUAAAAUAGACCUGUUUUCAAGAAUCAACCGUGGCUCCAGUGGCCAUGGAACUGUUUUACGUUUGGGAUGCAGGGCUCAGGUACUUACUCCACCACCACCACCAAGCCCGGCAGAAGAGGCCUAGUUUACAUCAGCCAAAGAAUGUGGUAAAAAUAGCUUGUAAAUAAGUAAUUAGAACAGUGGUAUUUGGAUUAGCUGCACAUCACGGUUGGGAACAAAGCAUGGUUUUAAAAAGAGGAAGGUAGAGGUGUAGGGCCAUUAUUCUCAAGAUUUCGAACUGUAGGCUGGUGAUUGUUCACCACGUGUUGGACCUGGGCCACAUAUCAUUCACCAAGGUUUGAACCAAGCGCCUAUAAUCCUUGGGCAUGUCUUGGUUUUUAAAAAGACGGGAAAUCGUGUGUGAUGGUUGAUGGAGUACAAGCCUCCUUAUCCGGAUGUAACAGUGUAGUAGCAACUGCAGACGGAGGAGUCGUAGCAAUCUGUCUUAGUGCUAACUCCAAUUUUCAGGAGAACAUAAACAUAGAGGUACCCAUAGAACUGUUUAGUUUUUUUUUUCCUCGCUUGUUUUGUUUUCUUGGAAUUGGAGAUAAGGUUGUUGAAUGGCUUUAGGCUCACAAACAGUGUUGUUUAGGGUGCAGUCUUUUUUAGGAACUUUACUUUUCUGCCUGAAGAUAGUAAAGUUACCUUUUAACUUAUGAUGAUUGCUCUUAAUCCUCCCUCCCUCUACUGUCAUGUGGGCUUGGAUUUCAAAUAUAUUUUAUGUUUGGCACUUAAAUCUGAA
Messenger RNA from Solanum lycopersicum (tomato), 1897 nucleotides. Its product is annotated as nudix hydrolase 18, mitochondrial-like. Gene Ontology annotation, cellular component: nucleus; cytoplasm. Lineage: Eukaryota; Viridiplantae; Streptophyta; Magnoliopsida; Solanales; Solanaceae. The record is from RefSeq and is a predicted model, not a curated record. Gene Ontology annotation, molecular function: pyrophosphatase activity.